UCCAGUUCUGGAGGACAAACGGGGAUGUCAAAGUUAGUGCCAUUUUUACGAGGUGUGACCCGCAAAGGGUCAUCAUCUGGCACAAUGUAUAUUGGACAUGUUGUGCAAAGGGGUGUCGCAAGACCAGACACACUGAAAGUACAGACAAACAAGAUGAUUCUUGACAGAGAUUUGAAAAAAUAUUUCUCCAAUCGAAGGUUCAUAUGGGCUGAAGAAAAUUCCAUGGACUGUCUUAUUGGUGACAUUGUGUUGCUUAAAUCACUUCCAAAAAGUGAGGAGAAAACAAGAGUGACACAUGAAGUCGAUCGUAUUGUGUUCAAAUUAGGAUGUGUGAUUGAUCCUGUCACCGGUCGCCGUUGCAGGGGGACAGAGUUUGUGGACGAGGCUGAUGUAGGAUCAGAAAAACCAUUAGUGAUUGAGGAAAUAAAAUGAUAGAGAAUUAUGAAAGCACUAUUGUAAUGAUAUGUAUUUUGAAUAUGUAACAAAUGAAAAAAUUGUGAUUUGUUAUAUUGAAAUACCAGAUUUAGAAUUCCAAGAUAAUACAGCGAUGCAUUGACUACACAAAAUUAUUACAGCUUCAGUGUAUAUGCGUAGGUGAAUCAAUAGUAUUUAUACAUACUAAAUCUGUUAGUUUUCUUGACUAUGUCAAAAUCAGAAAGCUGUACAAUUGGAUGUGAAAUAAAGACUAUCAAUACAUAUAACUAAUUCACAAUAAGCAUCUACAUGUGUAAUGUACAUUUUACCUCAUUAAUAAGAGUGACUGAGUGUGUGCAGAUUUUUACUUACAUGGUGAAAAGUAUUAAAAUAUACAAAAAAAAUUUGUAUAAAAAGUAAA
Ylistrum balloti is the source of this 835-nucleotide messenger RNA. Its product is annotated as small ribosomal subunit protein uS17m-like. The transcript has 2 exons. Bases 25 to 432 code for a protein of 135 amino acids. Gene Ontology annotation, biological process: mitochondrial translation. Gene Ontology annotation, molecular function: structural constituent of ribosome. The record is from RefSeq and is a predicted model, not a curated record. Lineage: Eukaryota; Metazoa; Mollusca; Bivalvia; Pectinida; Pectinidae. Gene Ontology annotation, cellular component: mitochondrial small ribosomal subunit.